AUGACAAGUAUUAAUAAUUCUACAAGAAUAAUGGAAAUAAUAAAUAAUGAGGCCAAUGAUCAUAAAAAUGGUGCUGAUAAAAAUUAUCAACAACAACAAACACCACCAACACUAACAAAUAGUAUUGAUCGAAAUAAUAUUUAUAUUAAUAAUGAUAAUGAGAGUAUAGCCAAUCCUUUGGAAAUAUCAAAUCUCGAAAAUGUAGAAAUAGAUAGUUUGGAUUUGGAAAGAGGAACUGUGAGAAACAAUAAUAUCAAUAGAAAAGUAACCAUUACUUUUAAAAAUGUAUCUUUUGAUUUGGUAAAAAAGAAAAAACAGUUGAAUAUCAUCAGAGAUAUCAAUGGAACGGUGGCACCUGGCGAACUGGUUGGAGUGUUUGGUCCUUCCGGGGCUGGAAAAACAACACUACUUGAUAUUCUUGCCAAAAGAAAGACCACUGGUGAAGUAUCUGGUUCCAUUUUAAUUAAUGGAUCAACUGUGAGUCAUGGUUACAAAAAGAUCUGUAGCUAUGUUACCCAAGAGGAUAAUUUACUUCCAACACUAACCGUUCAAGAAACCUUGAGAUUCUACGCUGAUUUGAGGCUACCACCAACUUUUUCCAGUCAACAAAAACAAGAGCGUAUCAAAUGGGUUCUCGAGAAGAUUGGAUUGAGUCAAAAAGCCAACUCUAAAGUAGGUGGUCCACUACCUGGUGGUGUAGUUCUCAGAGGAUUGUCGGGUGGUGAGAAACGUCGUGUCAAUAUUGGUUGUGGAUUGGUAACUAUGCCAUCGAUUAUCAUCUUGGAUGAACCAACAAGUGGAUUGGAUAGUAGUUCAGCAAUGUUAGUUAUGGAAUCUCUAAUUGGUUUGACAAAGAUCGAUCAUGUUACAGUAGUAUGUUCCAUUCAUCAACCUCGUUCUGAAAUCUAUCAUCUCUUUAGCAAAGUGUUGGUUCUAGGAAAAGGUCGAUUGGUUUACUAUGGUUCAGAACCAGUUAAACAUUUUAUAGAUUUGGGAAUACCAUUCCCUUUAGAAACAAAUCCUGCAGACUAUAUAUUGGAUGCUGUUACCAAACUCACGGAACGUGGACAAAUCAACCAAAUUGCUGACUCUCUAGGAGAAGGUUAUACACAGCAAGUGGAUAGCUACCUAAAGAUCUACAAUGAAUCAACUCCACCCGGUAAAGAAAAUAAUAUUUUUAACAAUACAAAUCAUUCCAAUAUUUGUAUGGAUAUGAUUAGACAAUUCUAUUUCUAA
This is a messenger RNA of Heterostelium album PN500, 1236 nucleotides long. RefSeq lists its product as uncharacterized. The record is from RefSeq and is a predicted model, not a curated record. The coding region runs from base 1 to 1236 and encodes 411 amino acids. The transcript is spliced from 2 exons. Lineage: Eukaryota; Evosea; Eumycetozoa; Acytosteliales; Acytosteliaceae. Gene Ontology annotation, molecular function: ATP binding; ATP hydrolysis activity; ABC-type transporter activity.